Messenger RNA from Camellia sinensis, 1431 nucleotides. Lineage: Eukaryota; Viridiplantae; Streptophyta; Magnoliopsida; Ericales; Theaceae. The record is from RefSeq and is a predicted model, not a curated record.
AUGUCUAUUCAGUUUCACGGUUUGCUCAGGACACGUGGAACCCCUUCAAUUCCACCAUCGCCGUCUCCUCCGGGACUGCCUUUUCAUGUGCAUCCACUACACGUGUUCUCCAUCAGUACGCCCUUUCAUUAACGCCGUCACUAAAUCUAACGUCUCUCUCUCUCUAUAAACCGUCGUUACACUGAAAAGCCCGAAUGUGAAGUGAAGUACGAGUAUCAAACUUCGAAACAAUGAAGUCUAUACUUUUGCGAACCGGUUCUGUCCCGGUCCAGCUCCAGUCCUUCGUGCCCGGUUCUCCAAGACUCUCUAUAUCCCUUCACGACUCCGCUGCCGGUUUUUUCUCCGGCGACAAGACCGGUUCGGCUUCGCCGAGAAUUUUGCUGCAUUUGAAUAUCGGUCGCCGGAGUGAUUCUACUCCGGCAAGGGGCAUAAGGAGGGUGUCGUCGGAGUCCGACGUCAUCCUAUCGGAGACUGAAGCUUCGAGGCUGAGCGGCAUUGGAUCGCGCUCUUUUCCGGCGAUAAUACCGGAGGAGGAGUGUAUCGGACCUAUAGGAUCCUUGAUGUUGAGUGAAAGAGAUUUUGAUCGCAGGAAUUACGCCAGUCAUUGGCCGGAGAGUCGAAUUCCGGUGCAGGAAUUAGGAUUUCCAGGCGGCGGCGGCGACGAUGAUGAUUGUUCUACUGGUGUUUCCACCGGCGGCGACGCCGAUCGGAGCAAGAUCGGUGCGUAUUACGAGGAAAUGCUGAAGUCUAACCCGACGAAUUCACUUAUUCUCAGGAACUACGCCAGGUUCUUGCACGAGGUGGAGAGGGAUUUUGUGAAAGCGGAGGAGUACUACGGAAGAGCAAUACUCGCCAGUCCUGGAGAUGGAGAGGUGUUGUCACUAUACGCAAGGCUGAUUUGGGAGACUCAGAGAAACGAAGAUAGAGCCAAGUCCUACUUCGAUCAAGCUCUUCAUGCCUCUCCCAACGACUGUAUGGUGUUGGGAUCCUACGCUCAUUUCAUGUGGGAGGCAGAUGACAAGGAUGACGAAAUUGAGAGCGAAAAUGACAUGUCGGCUACAGCAGCGGCAGCCAUGGUUGAAGCUUUUUAAGGUUUGCUCUUCUGUCUCAUGGUGGUGUGGCUGCGAUCGGUAGACAUUACUCAAAGAACAGAGUAAUAUGAAAUGGAAUUAAAAGAGAUCUUUUUGUUAUGAUAUAGAUAUAAUUAACCACUAAUGUUGUAUUACGUUUGAGUAAUAACAUUAACAAUAACCGGAAUAAUGAGGGGGAAGAGAGGACUCUAGAAGAUAAAAAAUGAGAGAGAGAAUAGAUGGAGAAAGUCUUUUGUUUUUCCUUCAUCCGUUUUGUUGUUUGUAAUUUGUAUAGUACAGUAAUCUUUUCAUGUCCUUUGGAUUAAAAAAAAAAAUUCAAUGACUAGUCUCAAUUUAAUUA